Clonostachys solani is the source of this 1491-nucleotide messenger RNA. The record is from the annotation of a GenBank genome assembly. Lineage: Eukaryota; Fungi; Ascomycota; Sordariomycetes; Hypocreales; Bionectriaceae.
AUGGCUUCCGCGGCUACUCUCGCGUCCUGGUACCCCGACGGGACAGCCAAAGCCAAACAACUGACAAACGCCAACAUCUUCCAGCGCAACCUCGAGGCAGCGCUCGACCUCCGCCGCGCCGAGGGCGGCUUCUUCAAGAUCCAGAAGGGCCUCCCCGCGCCCGACAGUGUUGACUUUAGCACGUUAGACGUGCUGUCCCUCACAUCGAGCGGCACCAUGCGCCACGCGUACCUGGAGGAGCUGGCCCGCCACCCGGAGUUCAAGCUCAACGACGGCAGCUCGCGGCUGAUGAGUGACAGCUCCUACACGGAUGCGGCGGAGCGCGAGAUCGCCGAGUUUCAUGGUGCCGAGACAGCGCUGAUGCUCAAGUCGGGGUGGGACGCCAACGGCGCCAUCAUGACGGCGAUUCCGCGGCCUGGGGAUGCCAUCGUGUACGAUGAGCUGAUCCACGCCAGUAUACACGAGGGGAUGAACCUGAGUCUUGCUGCCACCAAGGUCGCCUUCAAGCACAACGAUGUCGACAGUUUCCGCGAGGUGCUGCUCAAUAUCCGCGAGACACAGCAGCUGAUCCGCGAGGGCAAGCGCUGCGUCCUCGUCAGUGUCGAGUCCGUCUACAGCAUGGACGGCGACGUCGUGCCACUCAAGGAGAUGGUGCUGAUCGGAAAGGAGAUAUUCCCCGAGGGCGUAGUACAGUUCAUCAUUGACGAGGCACACUCGACAGGUGUCAUCGGUGAGGGCGGCAAGGGCCUCGUCAAUGAGCUGGGGCUUGAGAAGGAGAUCGCCGUGCGCAUGCAUACUUAUGGCAAAGCACUCGCGACCAGUGGAGGAGGCAAGUUGGCCUCCCUCUCCACAGUACGCGAGAUGCUGGUCAACUACGGCCGUGUCAUCAUUUAUUCCAAUGCACCCCAAUUCUCCAUCAUUGCUGCCAUCCGAGCGGCCUACACGUUCAUGAAGUCGGGGCAAAUCGAACCUGUAAGCCCACCAUGUCGGCCAAAGAAAGAACAUAUGUUCCUUGCUCAUCCACGCAUAACUGACAAAAUCUCCUGCCUCACACAGCUACAAGCCCAGCUCCAAAGCCGCAUCCGCUACUUUUACAAAGCCAUCACCUCCCGUCCCAUCUACGACGAGGCCAACGACGCUGGCAUCCUCUCCAUCCCCAACGCCGAGAACUGGGAAGCUGAGACGCUGUUAACGCACAUCUCGUACAUUCUAACCCGUCAGCGGUACACGCUAUACCUCUACUUCCACCUACAGCUAGCCAAGUUCAUCGUGCUGCCCAUCAACUAUCCCGUCGUGCCCAAGGGCAAGUCACGCGUGCGGAUCGUGUUUCACGCCCGCCAUACCGAUACUCAGCUCGACGCCCUGGCUGAUUCCAUCUGCAACUUCGCAGAGGAGAUGCUGGCUAUCGAGGCGGCUGGAAAGAAGGCGAACAAGGUGCCUACUGCUGCGCGCCAGGUCUACGCGGCGAGACAGGGUACUGUGGCUGCUUGA